Eimeria mitis is the source of this 2325-nucleotide messenger RNA. RefSeq lists its product as uncharacterized. Lineage: Eukaryota; Apicomplexa; Conoidasida; Eucoccidiorida; Eimeriidae. The coding region runs from base 1 to 2325 and encodes 774 amino acids. The transcript is spliced from 8 exons. The record is from RefSeq and is a predicted model, not a curated record.
AUGACCGCCGGUUUCCUUCUGUCAAGAUCCUUUUGCAUUUCUGCUGCUGUUGCUACUCCUGCUGCUGCUGCAGCGCAAACAAGUUCAGCACUAUCCCCUGCUCCUGCUGCUGCUUGUGCGGUGAGGGACGUGGGCUGCAGGGGCCUCAGGGGGUCCACUGCCAGCUUCACCUUGGGGCGUCAUGGAGUAUGCACAAACAUCAGGGCAGCAACCGCUGCAGCAGCAAACGCUGCAGCAGCAACUGCUGCAGUAACCGCAUCUGCUGUUGCUGGCCAACGCCCAUGGGUGCGCGUUCGCGCCGCUAUCAGCUGCGGCAACUGCGUAGCCGCUGGGCAGCCGCAGCAGCUGCAGGAGCGCCAGCCGCUGCAGCAACAGAUGCUGGUGCAGCAGUUCGCACAGCAUCAACAGUAUCAGCAGCCGUGGCAACAGCAGCAGCAGCGGUUUGCUAAGAUCGUCCGGUGGUGUCCAGACACCCCACUUGCCCACGGGCUGGAGACGUUUCGGGAGGCGGAGGAUUUCUUCAAGGCAUGCGAGCAGCACAGGGGCAAGAUGAAACGAAGGGACUGGCUGGCUGCUCUCUCUUUGCUGUCUACGCGGCGUCGCCUGGACCUUCGGAGCCCUUCAUUCAGAGCAUUUGUUGCUGCUGCGCUGCAGCAGCAGGAGCUGCUGCAGGCGCCGUACAUACACCUCACCAUCCAUCGGCUUGGGGUCAUAGGGUACAGUCCGGCUCUGUGGCAACUGACACAGCAUCUGCAGCCGCUGCUGCAGCAACAGCAGCUCAGCAGCAAACAGCUUGCCGUCUGUGCAUGGGGCCUGGCGAAGAAUGGAGUCACGCAGCCCCCCGUGUGGGAACUCAUCGGCGCGGAGGCUGUGCGGUUGGCAAAGGGCCUUUGCCUGGCGGACCUGUCGAUGAUCCUCUGGGCCUUUGCUCGCGUAGAGCGCCUGAAGCCCGCUGAGAUUUUGGGCCUCAGGCAGGAGGUUCUCAACCGCCUUGACGUCUUCGUCAGGCGUACGCUGGCUGCAGCAGCUGCACCCUACAGAGGAGGAGCAGCAGCAGCGCCUGCUGCUGCUGCUACUGCUUCUGCUUCUGCUGCUCCGGUUGCGCCUCAGUUGACGCCACGUUCUGAAGAUGCGCCUCAUGAUUUGAGAGCAACGGCACAUGUAGAAGCAGAAUCAAGCGGAGCUGUUUCUGUUACUGAUGCUGCUGCAGGUGCAGUGACACCUCACGACCUGUGCAUGUUGAUGAGGUCCUUUGCUGACCUCACCCCCGGUGACUCAGCGCUUAUCAUUCGUUUGCUCUACACACUCCUACUUGCCUGCCGCGUUCCGCCUUCAGUCCAGGCAACAGCGGCGGCACCGGCAGCGCCGGCAGCAGCAAACGUAGCAGGCCUCACGGCUGUUUGGACAGCAUUGAGAGACGCGAAGAUCACAAAAGUCUUCUCCGUGCCGCUGCACAAGAGACCCAGCAACAGCAGCAGCAGCAGCAGACACCGCGCCUACUUACCCUUUAGAGAGACUGUCCCUCUCGACUGCUUGCCUCUGCUGCUUCCCAUUCUCAAGCCAGCCCAAGUGUAUUCACAAGGUGACACACAAGCAGCGGGACAUGCGCCAGCAACAGCAGAAACAAUGCCAUCCGCACCACCACCCGAAGCAGCAGCACCACCACCAACAGCAGCGGCAACUGAUGCAGCGCCUGUACCAGAAGCAGGAGUUGUGGGACAUACCCCAGCACCUUCUCUGGGCCCUACAGGCGAAGAGUCUCCUUCUAUCUCCGCUGCAGUUCCCGCUGCUGCAGCAGCCGUUGCUGCAGCUGCAAAGGAUGGCCUAAGAAACAGCGCGCUGCUGCACAGCGCAUGCACAGACGUGUUGCUCGAGGUGCUGUGUGAGGAGACCCGCUUGCUUCGCCUUGACCACACAACCAACACCAGUAUGGUUGCUGCCUUGGCGGAGGCGCUAGCAGACAUGCAGAUUGCCGACAGCAAGGCGUGGGCCAAACUAGGUAUGCCCCUUUAUAGCAAUCCCGUCACUGCUGAGACUGCUGUGGCCGCUGUUGCUGUUUUUGAUACUACUACAAUUGCUGUUGCUUAUGUUGCUGCUGCGGAUGGCAUUGCUGGUGCAGCCGCUGCUGCUGGCGCUGCUUCAGCGGUCUCGUUUGUUUACCAGUUUCACCGAGCGCAAGACGUGGCGGCCGACCUAGAUUUGAAGGGACUGAAGAGGCUGCGGCAGCUGGCAAGGCGUUCCGGUCACAGUAACGCCAGGAUAGAAGGGGUCGUUGACCACUUCGAGGCCCUCAAGGAAGACGUCCAGCGCUGCGGGCCCCUCUAG